AUGGAUUCUGGAAGGUCACUUAUUGUUACAUUUGUAUAUGCAAAAUGUGACUCUACUGAAAGAAUUGAAUUGUGGGACAGCUUAUAUGCACUUGCGAGAGAUAUGGAUCUUCCUUGGCUAGUGGGAGGAGAUUUCAAUGUUAUCUGGGAUGAAGAAGAAAAAUUUGGAGGCCGGCCCAUCCACAUGAAUGAGUGGAAUGGUCGAGGUGAAGAUGACUGCAUUUUCAAGCGACUAGACAGAAUAUUAGCAAAUGCAGAAUUCCAACAGAUGUUUGCAGCUUUAGAGGCCUCUACAGUCCCAAUCAAGAGGUCCUUCAAAUUUUUGAAUUUCUGGACAAAAAAUCCAACUUUCAAAAAUACAGUAGCAGAAAACUGGACAGCAGACUUUAAUGCGAACCCUUUCACUUUGUUCAAUCACAAGCUCAAAAAGGUGAAGAAAGCUCUUUCAAUCUGGAGCAAGGCUACAUUUGGAAAUAUUUUUGAAAAGAUUGCUAGUUUGGAAGAGGUGGUCUUAGUUCAUGAAGCACAAUUCGAGUUGAAUCCUUCUUUUCAGAAUAGAGAAAGACUUAUGAAAGUUCAAGCUGAGUUCAUAAAAUACUUAACGCUAGAGGAGGAAUUUUGGAAACAAAAAUCUGGAUUGUCAUGGUUCAAAGAUGGAGAUAGGAACACAAAAUUCUUUCAUGCACAAGUCAUGGGAAGAAGGAAAAGGUUGGAAUUGAAGAGAAUCUAA
Molecule: messenger RNA, 729 nt
Organism: Nicotiana tabacum (common tobacco)
Lineage: Eukaryota; Viridiplantae; Streptophyta; Magnoliopsida; Solanales; Solanaceae
Source: RefSeq, a predicted model, not a curated record